UAGAGCAAGAGCGGCUAGAGCAAGAGCGGCUAGAGCAAGAGCGGCUAGAGCAAGAGCGGCUAGAGCAAGAGCGGCUAGAGCAAGAGCGGCUAGAGAAGGAGCGGGAGCGAGAGCGGGAACGGGAAGAACAAGAGCGUACAGUCGCGGCAGAGCGAGAAGUGGAACGGCGACGCGAAAAGAAGGAGAGGGAGCAACGGCGGCAACGCGAGCGCGAACAGGAGCGCCUGCGUGAGAGAGAACAAGAUCUGGAAGCUGAGAGAGAGCAGCAGAGGAUCCAGGAGCAACACGCGCGAGAUUCAGCUGCCGCGCGUCUGACGGCAGGACCUAGAUCGGACCUGCGGUCAGAAGCGACGCGAGGACAAGAGCUGCUUAAUGGCCAUGCUUCUGCAUCCACUUCUUCCCCAGCAUGCCGCAUCCUUAACCUACCCGAGGCGGCCCCGGCCACAGCCCCUCGUACCGGCCUCUCCAAUAACCCUAGCGUACCCGGCAUGCCGAACAUCACCGUCAGCUCAUCCUCCAUCGACGAAUUCGGAGCCCACAAUCCCCCCUACACAUCCUCAUCGAAGCUCUCCGUGCCCGGUUCGGCAGCAAAUGCUAACAAUGCAGGCAGCGCGCGUGCACGUCUCAGCUCCAUUGAGCCCGUGCGCGGAGGAGCAGCGUAUGAGCGCAUGCUGCUUGCAGGUACCGGCAUGCGCAAUGUCGUACAGGCAAUCGGGGAGGAGAGCGAGGAGGAGGAGGGUGGCGACGAUGCAGAUGAGGAGGCUGCUGCGACGAUUGAUGGCUUCGGAGGCUAUAGAGUUGGUGGCGGUGGUAGCGACUCUGGGGCGGGUCAUUCGGGUGGCAAGAAGAAGCGCCACACAAAGAAGGCCCAGCGGUCGCGCACAGGAUCACAUCAUGACGCGCACGAGGCGAGCGAGAAGAAUCGUCUGCGCGCCAUCGAAGGCGCUCGCGCGGAUAUGAUGGAUGAGGACGAGGAUGUGACGCUGCUAAAUAUCGAGGAGAUGCUAGAAGACUUUGAGUGGAACCCGACCAAGAACGGCAUGCAGAGCAUGGUUGGUAGCAGGGCCAUGAGCGUUGUCGGAUUGGGCGGCGCCAAAACUGCUGACCUAAUCGAGGCGAGGCUCCUCGACGAGCUGCAAGCGAUCGAGGCGGCCAACAUUCACGCGCUCAUCGAGUCGGACGACCGCGUCGCACACGUGAUCCAGCACAUCGAAGAAGCGCUGGGACAGCUCGAUGUCAUGGACAGCGUCAUGUCGACCUUCAAAGCGAGCUUAAACGCGCGCAACGACGACAUCAUGCAUAUCGAAAGCCAAAACCGCGGCUUGCAAGUCCAGACGAGCAACCAACGCGUGCUGGCGGAUGAGAUCGAGAAGCUGCUGCAGACUAUCCACGUCGAUGACAGCACCGUCGCGGCGCUCGAGCACGCAUCACUCGAAACGGCAGCUGGCAUAGCCGAUCUUGAAGCUGCUGCAGCGUCGCUCUACAAGAGCAUCUUGCAGGCAAAGGGCGAUGGAGAAGACGGAAAUAUGGCAGAAAACGUUGCCGCGGCGACAGAGCGGCUCGCGGAAUACAUCAGCAUUUCGGACCGGUUCUGCAAACGUGUGCUCGACUUUCUCACAUGGCUCUUCAAUCGUGAAAUCGGAAAUCUCCUGUCGGACCCACAUCGACAAUACGCUCUUCAGCCUCCUCACCCCACCAUACACGACCAUUCACAGCUGGAGAGUUCGCUGGAAGGCUACUGUGGCAUCUUGCUCUACAUCAAGGAGACGUCUCCCUCUCUCUUCUCACGUAUCUCUGCUCAGUAUUUUGCUUCCGUCAGCGACGCUUACCGACGCGAGAUGACGGGCAUGCUUGCCAUCUGCAAGGGACAGAUCCGCAAAGCCACCGAAGAGGAGAACAAUGAGAUCAGCUUUGUGGUACCUGGCGGGACCAGCGCCGCUGCUGUGCUCAGAGCUGGGACGGUCCGCAGGGUAGGUAUGGGCCUGCGCAACAAGCCACAGCGAUCCGUCGGAGAGGCUCAAGGGGGAGAGACAUUUGCACGUAUUCUGUCAUCAACGACGCCGCUCGUCACCAGAGAACAAGCUUUUAUCGCUGACUUCCUGCACAUCAAAGACAACAAUGUCACGUAUGCAGAUUACUGCAACUUGGAGCCAUUCUUCCGACGAAGGGCUGCCACCCUUUUCACCUACUCAGCCGCAGGGCCGAUGAGAGAAAUGAAGGGCGCGAUGGACUUGAUCUUUGGCUUCUUGGCGCCUGAAUUGCAGACACUCGCAGAUCAUGUUCUACAGAAUGAUCGCAUCCAACUGAUUGGCAUCCUAGCUGCGCUGGACCGCGCAAUCAUCGAGGCUGAGGAGGCGAGCAACGACUUUUUGAUCAAGACGCUCUCUAAACUUUACUUGCGUCUUACCAACACGCUGGAGAAGCUCAUCGCCGAGCAGAUCAAGAACAUCGAGCAGACAAGGCUGAGCAGCAAGAAACGCAAGGGUGUCCUCCACUUUGUUAAAGUCUUGCCCCUCUUCGUUGAAAGAGUCGAGGCUCAGCUCGUUAACAGCGAGAUGUUGAACAUCCGCGGCGUCAUCAAUGGAUACUACCAGCAACUUUCGCAUGCAUGCUUCGAAGCAUUGCAAGCCAUGGCCAAGAUGGCGUUAACGAACGCCUCGAGCGGUGGCAAUGAUGAUGAAAAGGGUGUGCUAUAUUCACAGAUCCUCUUGCUGGAAAACACGCACUACUUGGAUGUGGAGUUGCGCAAAGUCAGCUCAAGCGCGCUUUCUCAGAUUGUCCGGCGCGCAGAGAGCAUGUUCAAUGACAGUCUCGGUUGCUAUGUCGCCUCCGUGCUGCGGCGGCCAUUUGGCAAGCUGAUGGACUUUGGCGACGCGGUCGACCUUCUGUUGCGCUCAACUCCAGCAAACGAGAUCACUUUCCACGCUGCGUAUUCCAAGUCGGCCUUCAAGCGCCUCGCCAAGGAGAAUACGUCGAAGGAUGUGCGCAAGAAUGUGGAGACUCUGUCGAAGCGCGUACAGAAGCACUUUGCCGCGGACGACGACGAACUUUCCGUUGUGCCUGGAGCUGCGGUGGCAGUCGACGCUUGUGAAGACGUGAUGGUGCAGGUGUGGCGCUCAUGCGAAGCGGGUGCGGCCAAGGAGCUGGAUCGCUUCGCUAGGAUACUCAAAGACGUCUUACCGGACGGCAGCGUGACGAUCGAGAUCACUAUGCAAGAAAUCCGCAGGCUGUUCACCGCCAACGCACCGUCUAUUAAGAAACGGUAGAGCCGUGAGAGAGACGUAGUUGAUGUAGCAUUACUUAUUGCAACAUUCGCCAUCAUGAGGCGUACACCCCGUGCAUUCCGUUGACAUCUACUACACCGUCGGCAGCGUCAACGUCGGAGCGUUUGGCGGCCAUGCUGCGGGUGUUCACCAUGAACAUAUGGCGAGAAGACGGGGUAGGGAAGGGGGAAAGGCUUAGCUAUCUUCUGCAGCGAUAUGCAAUGUGGCAUCAUCACGAGUGUUCUUUCUUUUUCC
Messenger RNA from Tilletiaria anomala UBC 951, 3518 nucleotides. RefSeq lists its product as uncharacterized. Gene Ontology annotation, molecular function: phosphatidylinositol-4,5-bisphosphate binding. Gene Ontology annotation, cellular component: plasma membrane; exocyst. Bases 489 to 3266 code for a protein of 925 amino acids. Gene Ontology annotation, biological process: exocytosis; Golgi to plasma membrane transport. The transcript has 4 exons. NCBI's taxonomy places the organism in Eukaryota, Fungi, Basidiomycota, Exobasidiomycetes, Georgefischeriales, Tilletiariaceae. The record is from RefSeq and is a predicted model, not a curated record.